UGUGUAGGCUUGGGCUUGCCCAUGGAGGCAACCACCGUUUUCGAUCUCGUCGAAGGAGAGGAUUUGUUGUUCUCGAAAUCGGAGUGAAGGAAGCACCGAAGCGAAACUUUAAAAGGAAUCCUGCUUUCCUCGAGCUGCGGGCGAUGCGACUCGGGCCGCCGGGCGCCGCUGCCGCCCGCCGGGCUUCGCCCUUCGCGGCAGUCCGGAACUUGUUCUGAUCCUCGGCCCCCCAUCGAAUCCCCGCCCUCCACUCCUCUGCUCCUUGGAUAUGUUUUCUCGCAGACCUGGAUAUUUUUUUCAUAUCGUGAAACUACGAGGAAAAUAACUGCCGGGAUUCUUUCUGCUCCCCCUGUUUCUCCCCACGGACAUGCCUUCAGUUUGGGGGGCCGAGGCACCCCCUCCUAGGCGAAUGAAGCCCCCCAGUCGCGAGGGAGCGAAAUGAAGGGAAUUUCUGCAGCGGAAUGAAAGCUCUGCAGCUAGGUCCUCUCAUCUGCCAUUUGUCCUUUCAAACUGCAUUGUAAUACGGGCAGGAUAAGUCAGACGGGAGAAGACCAGCCUCCCUGCCGGAUUUGUCUGCCCGUAUUUACUUUCCAUAUAUAUAUUUUUCCCCCUCCUGCUUCUUGACUGGUCCAGGGAUGACUUCCUCGCUGCAGCGGCCCUGGCGGGUGCCCUGGCUACCGUGGGCCAUCCUGCUGGUCAGCACUGCGGCCGCUUCCCAAAAUCAAGAACGGCUAUGUGCAUUUAAAGAUCCAUAUCAACAAGACCUUGGGAUAGGCGAGAGUCGAAUCUCUCAUGAAAAUGGGACAAUAUUAUGCUCAAAAGGCAGCACCUGCUAUGGCCUUUGGGAAAAAUCAAAAGGGGACAUAAAUCUUGUAAAACAAGGAUGUUGGUCUCACAUUGGAGAUCCUCAAGAGUGUCACUACGAAGAAUGUGUAGUAACUACCACCCCUCCCUCAAUUCAGAAUGGAACAUACCGUUUUUGCUGCUGUAGCACAGAUUUAUGUAAUGUCAACUUUACUGAGAAUUUUCCACCUCCUGACACAACACCAAUCAGUCCACCUCAUUCAUUUAACCGAGAUGAGACAAUAAUCAUUGCUUUGGCAUCUGUCUCUGUCUUAGCUGUUUUGAUAGUUGCCUUAUGCUUCGGAUACAGAAUGUUGACAGGAGACCGUAAACAAGGUCUUCAUAGUAUGAACAUGAUGGAGGCAGCAGCGUCAGAGCCCUCUCUUGAUCUAGAUAAUCUGAAACUGCUGGAGCUGAUUGGCCGGGGUCGAUAUGGAGCAGUAUAUAAAGGUUCCUUGGAUGAACGUCCAGUAGCUGUAAAAGUAUUUUCUUUUGCAAACCGUCAGAAUUUUAUCAACGAAAAAAACAUUUACAGAGUGCCUUUGAUGGAACAUGACAACAUUGCUCGCUUUAUAGUUGGAGAUGAGAGAGUCACUGCAGAUGGACGCAUGGAGUAUUUGCUUGUGAUGGAGUAUUAUCCCAAUGGAUCUCUUUGCAAGUAUUUGAGUCUCCAUACAAGUGACUGGGUAAGCUCUUGCCGUCUGGCCCAUUCUGUGACUAGAGGACUGGCUUAUCUUCACACAGAAUUACCACGAGGAGACCAUUAUAAGCCUGCAAUUUCCCACCGAGAUUUAAACAGCAGAAAUGUCCUGGUGAAAAAUGAUGGAACCUGUGUUAUUAGUGACUUUGGGUUGUCCAUGAGGCUGACUGGAAAUAGACUGGUGCGCCCAGGGGAAGAAGAUAAUGCAGCCAUAAGUGAGGUUGGCACAAUUAGAUAUAUGGCACCAGAAGUGCUAGAAGGAGCUGUGAAUCUGAGGGACUGUGAAUCAGCUUUGAAACAAGUAGACAUGUAUGCUCUUGGAUUAAUCUAUUGGGAGAUAUUUAUGAGAUGUACAGACCUCUUCCCAGGUGAAUCUGUACCAGAAUAUCAGAUGGCUUUUCAGACAGAAGUUGGAAAUCAUCCUACUUUUGAAGAUAUGCAGGUUCUUGUAUCUAGGGAAAAACAGAGACCCAAGUUCCCAGAAGCCUGGAAAGAAAAUAGCCUGGCGGUGAGGUCACUCAAGGAGACAAUCGAAGACUGUUGGGACCAGGAUGCAGAGGCUCGUCUUACUGCGCAGUGUGCUGAGGAAAGGAUGGCUGAACUUAUGAUGAUAUGGGAAAGAAACAAAUCUGUAAGCCCAACAGUCAAUCCCAUGACUACUGCUAUGCAGAAUGAGCGCAACCUGUCACAUAAUAGGCGUGUGCCAAAAAUUGGCCCUUAUCCAGAUUAUUCUUCUUCCUCAUACAUUGAAGAUUCUAUCCAUCACACUGACAGCAUUGUGAAGAAUAUUUCCUCUGAGCACUCAAUGUCCAGCACACCUUUGACUGUAGGGGAAAAGAAUCGUAAUUCAAUAAAUUAUGAACGACAGCAAGCACAAGCUCGAAUCCCCAGCCCUGAAACGAGUGUCACCAGUCUGUCCACCAACACAACAACCACAAACACCACUGGUCUCACUCCAAGUACUGGUAUGACCACUAUAUCUGAGAUGCCAUACCCAGAUGAAACAAAUCUCCAUGCCAUAAAUGUUGCACAGUCAAUUGGGCCAACCCCUGUCUGCUUACAGCUGACAGAAGAAGACUUGGAGACUAACAAGCUAGACCCAAAAGAAGUUGAUAAGAACCUCAAGGAAAGCUCUGAUGAGAAUCUGAUGGAGCAUUCUCUUAAACAGUUCAGUGGGCCAGACCCACUGAGUAGUACCAGUUCUAGCUUGCUUUACCCACUCAUAAAGCUUGCAGUAGAAGUGACUGGUCAGCAGGACUACACCCAGGCUGCAAAUGGCCAAGCAUGUUUAAUUCCUGAUGUUCCACCCACUCAGAUCUACCCUCUCCCUAAACAACAGAACCUUCCUAAGAGACCUACUAGUUUGCCUUUGAACACCAAAAAUUCAACAAAGGAGCCCCGGCUAAAAUUUGGCAGCAAGCACAAAUCUAACUUGAAACAAGUAGAAACUGGAGUUGCCAAGAUGAAUACAAUCAAUGCAGCAGAACCUCAUGUGGUGACAGUCACCAUGAAUGGAGUAGCAGGUAGAAACCACAGUGUUAACUCCCAUGCUGCCACAACCCAGUAUGCCAAUGGGGCAGUUCCAUCAGGCCAGACAGCCAACAUGGUGACACAUAGGGCCCAAGAAAUGCUGCAGAAUCAAUUUAUUAGUGAGGAUACCCGGCUGAAUAUUAAUUCCAGUCCUGAUGAGCAUGAACCUUUGCUAAGACGAGACCAACAAGCUGGCCAUGAUGAAAGUGUUCUAGAUCGUCUUGUGGACAGGAGGGAACGGCCACUAGAAGGUGGCCGAACUAAUUCCAAUAACAACAACAGUAAUCCAUGUUCAGAACAAGAUGUUCUUACACAGGUUGUUUCAAGCACAGUAACAGAUCCAGGGCAAUCAAAGCCCAGAAGAGCACAGAGGCCCAAUUCUCUGGAUCUUUCAGCCACAAAUGUCCUAGAUGGCGGCAGUAUACAGAUAGGUGAGUCAACGCAAGAUGGCAAAUCAGGAUCAGGUGAAAAGAUCAAGAAGCGUGUGAAAACUCCCUAUUCUCUUAAGCGAUGGCGCCCUUCCACCUGGGUCAUCUCCACUGAACCACUGGACUGUGAGGUCAACAACAAUGGCAGUGAUAGGGCAGUUCAUUCCAAAUCCAGCACCGCCGUUUACCUUGCAGAAGGAGGCACUGCCACAACCAUGGUGUCUAAAGAUAUAGGAAUGAAUUGUCUGUGAAAUGUUUUCAAGGUUACGGAGUGAAAUUAUUUUUUGCAUCAUUUAAACAUGCUGAAGACAAAAAAAAAAACUGCUUUAUCCUCCUGUCAGCACCCCCUCCCACUCCUGCAACAAGGACUUGCUUUAAAUAGAUUUCAGCUAUGCAGAAAAAUUAGCUUAUGCUUCCAUAUUUUUUAAUUUUGUUUUUUUAAGUUUUGCACUUUUGUUUAGUCUCGCUAAAGUUGUAUUUGUCUGUUAUGACCACAGAAUUAUAUGUGUGUGUAUCAAAAGUGGUCUCAAAAUAUUUUUUUAAGAAAAAAAAAGCAAAAACAUUGUAUUGCUGAUAAUCAGUUUGGACCAUUUUCUAAAGGUCAUUAAAACAGAAACAAAUUAAGACAGGUUUGCCUGCA
Molecule: messenger RNA, 4141 nt
Organism: Marmota flaviventris (yellow-bellied marmot)
Lineage: Eukaryota; Metazoa; Chordata; Mammalia; Rodentia; Sciuridae
Gene: Bmpr2
Product: bone morphogenetic protein receptor type 2
Biological process (GO): BMP signaling pathway; cellular response to growth factor stimulus; blood vessel development
Cellular component (GO): signaling receptor complex; plasma membrane
Molecular function (GO): ATP binding; transforming growth factor beta receptor activity
Source: RefSeq, a predicted model, not a curated record